Molecule: messenger RNA, 582 nt
Organism: Rhagoletis zephyria (snowberry fruit fly)
Lineage: Eukaryota; Metazoa; Arthropoda; Insecta; Diptera; Tephritidae
Source: RefSeq, a predicted model, not a curated record
AUGGCUACCCAGCUCUUCCGUUUUACUACGCAACGCCCAUUUUUAUCUAGCUGUCUGAUUUCAAAGAUAGAAACGACGUUUGGUAUUGUUGUGCUUGGGCCAUACAUUGAGCCAAUGAACUAUGAGACUGGGACUGCUUUCUCCACUAUAGGUUGCAUUAGUCUUGAAGAGCUAGAUAAGAAAGUACAGCGAUUGUGGGAAAUGGAUCACGUCCGUGACUCACCAAUCCGAACAAAAGAGCAAGAGAUUGUUGAGCAGAUGUUUAUAGAUACGUAUUACCGGGAUGAUUUUGGACGCUUUGUGGUGACAAUCCCCAUAAAAAGUGCUAGUAGAUUAGGAAGCUCCCGUUCAAUUGCAUUAAAACAGUUUUUCUAUUUGGAAAAGAGAUUAGCUAGGGAACCCGAAAUUGCUCGGAAAUUUAUAGAUUUUAUGCGCGAGUAUGAGCGACUUGGACACAUGAAAGAGGCUCAGAAUAGUCCGCCUCCUAGUGAGCUAGUGUACUAUAUUCCACACCAUUGUGUGCUUAAGAAAUUUCGUGUUGUAUUCAACGCUAGUUGCAAGACCGAUCAGGAGUUUCUCUAA